GCAUCUAGAUCAAGUGGCGGCAGCACAGGCAGCUGGAAGGUACCCACAGAAAGAAAUCGAGCACUAUGUUCAGAAAGAUCCACUCCAUCUUUAACUCCAGCCCACAGAGAAAGACGGCGGCCGAGAGCCCCUUCUACGAAGGAGCCAGCCCCGCAGUGAAGCUGAUUCGAAGCAGUUCCAUGUAUGUGGUCGGGGACCACGGGGAGAAAUUCAGCGAGUCCUUAAAGAAGUACAAAAGCACCAGUAGCAUGGACACCAGCCUGUACUACCUGCGGCAGGAGGAGGACCGGGCGUGGAUGUAUUCGCGCACCCAGGACUGCCUGCAGUACCUGCAGGAGCUGCUGGCCUUGCGCAAAAAAUAUCUCAGCAGCUUCAGUGAUCUGAAGCCCCACCGCACCCAGGGGAUUUCCUCAACCUCCUCCAAAUCCUCCAAGGGAGGGAAAAAGACUCCUGUCCGGUCUACUCCCAAAGAAAUAAAGAAAGCAACCCCAAAGAAAUACUCGCAGUUCAGUGCUGAUGUGGCCGAGGCCAUUGCCUUCUUUGACUCCAUCAUUGCAGAGCUGGAUACAGAGAGACGACCCCGGGCUGCUGAGGCCAGCCUGCCAAAUGAAGAUGUGGACUUUGACGUGGCCACCAGCUCCAGGGAGCACAGCUUGCAUUCUAACUGGAUCCUGCGGGCACCGCGCAGACACUCCGAGGAUAUCGCUGCCCACACUGUGCAUACUGUAGACGGCCAGUUUCGAAGGAGCACCGAGCACAGGACCGUGGGCACUCAGAGGAGACUCGAGAGGCACCCCAUUUAUUUGCCCAAGGCUGUGGAAGGGGCCUUCAACACCUGGAAAUUUAAGCCCAAAGCCUGCAAAAAAGACCUGGGGAGCUCCAGACAGAUCCUUUUCAACUUCUCAGGAGAAGAUAUGGAGUGGGAUGCAGAGCUCUUUGCGUUGGAGCCCCAGUUGUCUCCUGGGGAGGACUACUAUGAGACAGAGAACCCCAAAGGACAGUGGCUGCUUCGAGAAAGACUUUGGGAGCGGACGGUGCCCUGACUCCAUCUGGAUUCCUUGACGUGUCUCAGACUGGGUCCCUGAGAAGCUGUCCGCUUUCAGCGCAGCAUGAGGUAUUUGGUAGAGUUGAAAAUGCCAAUUGUAACACAGUCAACCCACUCAGCACACUGCCUGCUGGUGCCGUGCCAGUGCCAAACAGACCUGUGGCUUCCCAGGGGACAGGUCUCAGGACACUCUCAGAGCUUGAGUUUCUCUGCGUGGGCUGAUGACCAGGGACUUACAGCCUGGCUGGUCUUCAAGAGCUGAAGGAAUGGAAGGUCUUGAGUGGAGUGUCUGGGCUCACUCCCCUGACCUCACCUGGCCUGGUCCUCAUUCUCCACGUGUCUGUCCAGGUGGCUGCUAGCAAUGUGCUCAGUACCAGAAAUGAACUCACCUGUAGAUUUCUGGGCCAAAGCUUCAAAGAGGUAGCUCCUCUUUCUAUGAGGCUCAGAGACAUGCUGGAUCUGCACUGAGGUUGCCGUCUUGUGUGCAGAAUGCAGUUGAGAAAGCAGCUCCUUUUGCUCUCUUUUCAGAGUUUUCCAGAAACUCCUGCUGCAUUAAGCUAAGAUGAGGCUAAUGCCCUGGCAAUGGGGUGAGGGAAGGGGUAUGUCACGAGCCUGCCUGGGGGCCACACUGUUUCCUCAGGCCCCAAAACUCAGCUCCCCUUCACAUAGGCAAUUGACAAGAGAAGAAGGGAGAUGGGGUGAUUCUUUUCUUUUUCUUCUAAUUCUUACCCAGAAAAAUCUUUUUAAAUAUCCAUGGAACCAGUUUAUGACAGGCCACACCUUUCCCUUUCCCCAGUUAAGAGAACAAUCAGAAUCAUUACGUUCUUUUGGUAUAGAAAGGAUUUCUGUAUUUUAGGAACUAUCUGAAUCAGAAUUACAUUUAAAAUAUAUUCUUUGUAUUUCUAAAUACUUUUUACAUUUUUGCAAUAGUUGUACCCAUUCAAGCUUGAGAACCACUGGUUUGGAGAAUAUACUGAAAUUUAUCUAUUCUCACUUCUUUUUUUGGCAUUUUCUUGUAAACCAGUCUGUGCAUGUAUAAGGGUCUUUGGGCAGAAGGAAGGGAGAGAGACAAAAAACAGAAAACAAAACAAAACAAAGAAAACCACAAUCAUUUGAAUUAAGCCAAGGAUGUUCUAGGCUAAGGUCAGGCUAAGAACUGAACAGAGGCUUCCUUUCUGCCAUGCCUGUGGGAUGAUAUUCUUAUUGUUCCAUUUUUUAGGAAGAACCUUUUGUUUAUGUGAACCUGAUCAUAUGAAUCUAAGAAUAUGUAACUCUUACAAAUAAAAAACAGCUAGUAAUUAUAUUGCAUUCUUAGAAAUUUUAUCUCAACAUGUUUUCAGAAUGAAACCAUACUAGAAAUGUUUUAAUACCUCUCUUUAUUAUUUUUCGAGUGCCAAUGUCAAUGUUUGGAAAGUUUCUUUCAUUUUGUUGCUUGUACUAACCCAGCUAUAGCCAGAAGCUUGACUGGAAAGUAAAUGUUUAGGAGAUUUGUUUUAUAAACUGCAUUAAAGCACUGCCAUUUAUCACCACAGAUCUUUUAUUUUCCCUAAAUGUGGCCUUGUUUGAAGCCUCAUCUAUAAAAGUUCAUUGUUGGGGAUAAACUCAGGAUAAAGGUGUCUUUACUCUGCCUCUUAUCAAACUACAGUUUAUCAUAGAUCCACCCUGAAAUUAUGUGGUGAAGAUACUGUGUACAUUUUGUUUUUAAAGAUAAGAAAAAAUAAACAUGACUGCGAGGAUGUUUGGAGUCCUGAUUUUUUAAAAAGCAUUUAUUGCUUAUGGCACAUGAAGCUGUGCCGUCUUAUUUUGCUUUGUUUUGUAUGUUUUUUGUCUUUCAUGAGACUAUACACAGCCUGAAAAAUUCCAUGAUUGGGAAACAGAAGGUUGUCUUGUCUUUGGGGAUCAUUUUUAGGUGUUUGAAGUUGGUGAUAAACCCAAGGAUCUGUGCUCUGCCUGGGGAAUCUUGAGAUGGUGUCUGGUGGGGUUUGAGAUAAAUGAAAUCUGAAACAAUAAAAGUCAAUUCAGAAAACCCA
Molecule: messenger RNA, 3075 nt
Organism: Homo sapiens (human)
Lineage: Eukaryota; Metazoa; Chordata; Mammalia; Primates; Hominidae
Gene: C13orf42
Product: chromosome 13 open reading frame 42
Exons: 4
Coding region: 66-1043 (325 amino acids)
Source: RefSeq, marked validated